CAGGUCGUCGUCGUCGUCGCGAAACGCUCACCGCGCCGAGAGAAAAGAGCGAACCUGGCGCGUGCAACUUUGCGAGCAACGGCAACGGCAACUCAGUGCGGCCACGGGGCGUGCAGAUUAUCGCCGACAGCCGUGCAGAUCGGACGUAUUUCGCUCGUAUUUUGUGGUUUUCGUUUGUUUUAUCGGAUUUCAUUUUCCUUGCUCGAUUUUUUGUGUGUUUUGUGUUUACUUUGUACGAUAAGUAUCGCGCUAUUGUUUGCGUCUCUAGAAAUUGUGUGUUGUGCUUUUUUUUAGAGCAAUUUUUGCUCGCCAAGAGAUCUUGACAGAAGUGGCCGGUUUGUGCAAACAUUUUCACCCAUUCGUUUUGGGAGAUUAAGUGAAACAACAGUGAAAUCUACCAGUGGUCACUUAAACAGUGAGUGAAAUAAACGCUACCAGCUUUAAAUCAGCGGUGAAAUCGUAAUUGCACAGCGGUUUUCGGAAUUUUGGAUGUUGUAUAUUUUUGGUGGGUGAGCACAUUGUGUGUACACAUUUGAAAAGUGAAAUAAAAACGAAUGAAUAAGUGAGAAGUAAAAGAUAAAAGUAAAAAAGUGGAAAUCUUCAGCGAAGCAAGGAAAUAACCAUCGAAUAAUAAAACAAGAUAAAAGUAUCAUUUUCGAUCGUGAUUUAUGAUCAAUCAGUGAAAAUUGCAACCGGAAAGUGGUGUAGCAAUCCUGCAGUACUGCAUCGCGAAACGCAGUUUCUGCAAGCAAGUUCGGAAGUGCAGACGAUCCGUGGCGGUUCGUAGUGUCGUGAGUCGUUGAGUAUUUCAAGCCGACAUUCAGCUGAAACACGAAACAAUCCAGAAGAACCCUAGUAAGCAGUUGCCCAACUCUGCCAGUUUUAGUAAACUAAUCUGAGAGAAAGUAAGCAGCAGCAAUAGAAGCCGAAAACAUCGAUCCGAUAAUGAAUCAUACCUGUGCUGGAUCAACUAUUUGAAACAACUAACACUUCACAAACAAUCGCACACCUAAAUCAACAUCGCUCGCUCAUACUACCACCCCCGUAACGCGUAACCGGUAACACGCUCACGUCACAUCAACCGUCCCCAAUAUCACACCACCGCUCGCACCCCCCGGACCUCGGAAAUCCUGGCGGCGCCACCACGGGGCUCUGUCUGAUCUGUAGAAAGCGAACGGGUGAGUGGCACUUGCGAACUAUUCUACCCGGAUGUUCAGACCAGGACCAGAGCGUGCUCGUUGGAACCGCAUGAGGCCACAGCUGCUGCUACAAUAGUCGAGACCCCCAGCAACAACAACAAAAAAAGACCUGUAGACGACCUGUAGUAGACCUAGUUCAGAACCAACUACGACAAUUCAAUACUUCUACUAGUCACCGACUACUUGGACAACGAAAGUCAACGUCUCGUCCUACUGAACACUUCCGGACGUGCACCGGCAGUUCCCGCUCCAUCCAUGCCUUUCAAUUUAGCGGACUUUCGUGUGAGUUGAAGUUUCAAUAAAAUGGGCCAAGAGAAAUCUCUGCCCUCCAGAUGUACUUCCGCACAUGACUACCACCAUCACCACCACCACCACCAUCACCACCACACGACGUCCCUGGCCUCGUCAACGGGAUCCAAGUCCUCUGCAGCACCUUCCCGCUCACCGUCUACGGCUUCAACGACCUCCUCUGCCUCGUCUGCGUCCGCAGCGUCAUCGUACAAAAGUGUCGAACGGCAAACCAAGUACUUAAACGAGCAUCUCUACAUCAAAUCUUAUCUGGACAUUGAGGAGGAGGACAGAAACGCCAAACUGUUGUUCCAGAAGGUGCGACCCGGCGGUAUACGGAACUACACACCGAAGAUCCUUUCGGAGAACAACAAAAAAAACAUUGAUGUGUGGAUAUAGCAGUCGGCGGCUGGAGUUACUUUACGCUGAAACUGUUACAUAAAUAGAAGCCACGCUUGCAUCAACAACUACAAACUAUCGAAUUAACACCUUCUUCUUCUGUGCUGCCCCCUGCAAUCUCGCAACUUAUAAACCCUUUAUAGAAAAGGGGAAACAUUUUUGGCAGACCUCUUCGUAACACUAGUUCUCUCGUGCAAUGGCUCUUGGACUCGCUUCCGUAGCGGCAGUAGCUGGAGGAAUCACGCACACCCCGAUAGCACUACUCACUCUCAUACCACUUAUAGCUGUAGGAGUCAAUUACUAUAGAUACCAAAGUGUGGAUCCGGAAUCGAAACCUAUAGACCAGGAAACAUUAAGACGCUACUAUGACUUUAUCGUCAUCGGUGCCGGAUCAGCCGGUGCCGUAAUGGCUUCGCGACUCUCGGAGAUAGGAGAUUGGUCGGUGCUACUGCUGGAAGCUGGCGGAGAUGAAAACGAGGUGACCGACGUACCAUCACUGGCAGGGUAUCUCCAGUUGACAGAAUUUGACUGGAAGUACCAAACGACACCGUCCGGUGAUCGAAGGUACUGCCAAGCGAUGAUAGGCGACCGAUGUAAUUGGCCCAGAGGAAAGGUUAUGGGAGGAUCCAGUGUGCUUAACGCAAUGGUGUACGUGAGAGGCAAUCGAAGGGACUACGACAGCUGGCUAGAACAGGGUAACCUAGGCUGGGGUUACGACAGUGUCCUACCAUAUUUCAUCAAAUCGGAGGACAACCGUAAUCCAUACAUGGCAAGAUCACCGUACCAUGGAGUAGGAGGAUAUCUAACGGUCCAGGAGGCUCCUUGGAGAACUCCACUUUCGGUUGCGUUCGUAAAAGCAGGCAUGGAAAUGGGUUACGAAAACAGAGACAUCAACGGAGCAGAACAAACAGGAUUUAUGUUGCUCCAAGCGACUAUGAGACGAGGAAGUCGCUGCAGUACAUCGAAAGCAUUCCUGCGUCCGGUGCGUUUAAGGAAAAAUCUAGACGUCGCAAUGCACGCCCAAGUGACGCGCAUUAUUUUCGACAAAAACAACAGAGCGUACGGAGUCGAAUUCGUGCGCAACAACAAACGGCAGCUGGCUUUUGCCAAAAAGGAGAUUAUUUUAUCAGCUGGAGCGUUGAACACUCCACAGAUAUUGAUGCUGAGUGGCGUUGGACCGGCAGAUCAUCUGGCCGAAUUCGGAAUUCCGGUGCUAUCGGAUCUUCCAGUUGGUGACAACAUGCAAGACCACGUCGGGCUCGGCGGCUUGACGUUCGUUAUUGAUGAACCAGUAUCGGUAAAAACUUCACGUUUCACAACCGUACCAGUGGCAUUUGACUACAUCUUCAACGAACGAGGACCAAUGUCGUUCCCGGGUAUCGAAGCUGUUGCCUUUGUAAAUACAAAAUAUGCCGAUCCGUCUGGAAAGUGGCCCGAUAUCCAGUUUCACUUUGGACCGAGUUCGGUCAAUUCCGACGGUGGACAGUACAUCCGAAAGAUUCUCAAUCUUCGCGAUGGUUUCUACAACACGGUCUACAAACCUCUACAGAAUGCCGAGACAUGGACAAUCCUUCCUCUUCUGCUGCGACCGAAAAGUACCGGCUGGGUUCGGUUGCGAUCGCGAAAUCCGUUCGUGCAACCUUCGCUCGAACCCAACUACUUCGCCCAUCCCGAAGACGUAGCGGUGCUCGUCGAGGGGAUCAAGAUUGCGAUCAACGUGUCCAGCACGCCGGCGUUCCAGCGGUUCGGAUCGCGGCCGCACAAAAUUCCGCUGCCAGGCUGUCGGCAUUUACCGUUCAUGUCCGACGAGUACUGGGCCUGCUGUAUAAAACAGUUUACCUUCACCAUCUAUCAUCCGACGGGAACAGCGAAGAUGGGACCAAGCUGGGAUCCCGGAGCGGUGGUCGAUCCCCGGCUACGGGUGUAUGGAGUUUCCGGACUGAGAGUGGUGGACGCUAGUAUUAUGCCGACGAUAGUCAGCGGCAAUCCCAACGCGCCAGUCAUCAUGAUUGCCGAAAAGGCGGCCGACAUGAUCAAACAGGACUGGGGUCGUUGGUGAACACCAAACACAAAAGCAAUGGGGUAUCACUGAAGCAAAUUCACAUGUGCCUAAACGUAGUUUUUCGCCUGCCUUUAAAUUGUGUACUUAGCAAAAAUUAUAGAAUGUGAUAUUAUAGUGCAGCGAAAAACGUCAGAACGUAAACAUCGAAUAACAAUGUCGCGUGGUUAGCACUGCAGCAGCCAAGAGGAGCAACACACAGAAGAGAAUGCCGAGAGAAUGUAGUAUAAUAAAUUUCUACUAGUCAGCAUCUGGGGACAAAUCACGUCCAGGCGUUACUGAAAACAGAUUAUUUCAAAACAAUGGAAAUUGUUGUCUUUAAUUUUAUGUUGAUCAAGUUUUUGUUUUAAAAAAUAUUGUGUAUAAGACUAUAAAGGACGUUAGGGUAAUGUGACAAUGUAUUUCCUAUUUAAACCGGCACUACCCUCAAGCUCAACUUUGUUGCAUAAUCCGUAUAAAGCUAAAUCAGAAAAUGCUAAAUUAAAACGAAAGCUGAAUUAAAUCUACGAAAAUACAGAGACAACAAGAGU
Molecule: messenger RNA, 4475 nt
Organism: Culex pipiens pallens (northern house mosquito)
Lineage: Eukaryota; Metazoa; Arthropoda; Insecta; Diptera; Culicidae
Product: glucose dehydrogenase [FAD, quinone]
Exons: 4
Coding region: 2083-3945 (620 amino acids)
Molecular function (GO): flavin adenine dinucleotide binding; oxidoreductase activity, acting on CH-OH group of donors
Source: RefSeq, a predicted model, not a curated record